GAAGAUAAAAUAAGAAUUGAGGUAAUACAUUUUUUUUUUGAAAGACCGUCUCGGAACUCCCAUGUAAAAUCCACUUCUCUUGUCGCUUUUUAUUCUUCCAAAUGGCACUCCCCGAGUCCCCGAGUCUUUUCACUUUCGCGUGUUCAUCACAUGACGCCAUUUACAUAAGAACCAAGUAGUGCUUACUCAUUCGGUAAUGUAUAAUGGCUUUCUGGGUUUCAUUUGAAAACAAGAUUAAAGCAUUGUUUAGAAGCGCAAAUCUUUUAGGGGCAUUAGUACUUUUUCCUUAAUUUUUAACAUAAAAGCCAACCUUUACUUUUCAUUUCUUCCGAGUUAGUGCUGCAUUGACAUGUCCGUUUGUGAUGUGGAAGGGGAAGAUGGAAGAAAUGUGCUAUUCGGAGGAAGUGGUUCAGGCCUUGUUGGAGCAUUUUGUUGAGCCUUUUUUGCCCAGCUGCCGAACGAGACAAACCCCUACUCCUUCCCAACAUCAGACAGUUGCCAAACAGAUGCAUGCUGUGGUGUUGCUUUACAAUUACUACCAUAGAAAGCAAUAUCAAGAAUCGGAGUUUCUUGAUUUCACGUCGUUUUGUAAGUUGGCAAUUGUAUUGAAACCAAACUUGAUGGCUUACAUGAAACUCAUGCAUCAAGCAGAUUAUUCUAUGAUGGAUAAUUUCGAGAAUAAGCUUUCACAAACAGAAAAGGCAAUACUCUGUGCAUGCAACAUAUCUACAUCUCUGGACGUGUCAAAAAGUGUUCCCGUCACAGAUGAGUGGCCAGUGUCUAAAGUUGCUGUCUUUUUAGUGAACUCGAGGAGGGAAAAUUGCAUGCUACUUGAAAGUGACAUUACCCAUGGCGUUAUAUCUAUACUUGAGAAAGAUCUGGAGGUUUCUAGUAUUCAUGUACAUAAUACUCUAGAAUCAGAAUGCAAAGACAAACAGACAGGAGCUGCAGAAUUAAUAUUGAAUGAUUUUAAAAAGAAUGAUGAUAAUGAUCAGCUCUUGGAUUUAGCUUUUUCCGCUGUUAAAAAUGUGGCAGGCAUCAGUAAAAGGGAUUUGGUGGUUCUAGAGACCCAUAUUGUAUAUUCCUUAAAUAAACCAAAGGCUGCUGCUCGCUUAUAUCUUAUGCAAAACACUCAAUCUAACAAUGGUGACACUUGGCCUCAUAUUAAAGAUAUCAUUGGAAGCUUGCAAGGUCCCCUGGUGAAGAGGAGCUCUAACGGAUGGAUGGUGACUUCAUUUGUCAAAUAUUUCCACAUGAUACCUUACAUGGAGGCUUUGUCUGAUUGGAUUUCUAGAGAAGCAUCAACAAAGGGUUUUCCGAAUCAUAAUUCGGAAUUAGUACUUCUUCCUUCAACCGGUGAUCAAACAGCUGUGAACUCUUGUGUAAUGUUAAUUACUCAAGUCGGUGUUAACUCCAGUCCUGAUGACAUUGCAGAGGAAUCACUUUGUUGCAGUCCUAAAACCAAAAGUAACAAACUUGCAAGAAAAAACAAUUGUAGGGAAUUCCAAAUUGUUGAUUUCUCUGAGCAGGUUGAUAGACCUGUAUGUAUGGAUGUGCCCGGUUCAGAUGCAGUUUUCUCUCAGAGAGGAAUUGAAAGCCAAAACUAUUCAAGUUCUGCCGAAGUUUAUUGUCGAUUGAAGAAAAGUUUACCUUUAAAAGAGGAUCAUAGAAUGACAUUAGGCAAUUGUGCGACUGAGGGAGGCGGUUCUUGUACGGAGAGUCUUAUAGCACAAAAUCAACAUCAUGAGAGGCUAAAUGCUACCUCAACUUCUGGAAAUGCAUCAUCCCGUACUAUCUUGAGAAUUCUUUACCACCUAAGGCAGAAGCUGUGUGAGCAACAUGAGAGGGUGAGUGCUGAAAUUUUGCGGUGCGACAUGGAUAUUGAUGCUGCCUUAAAUGAACUUACAAAAGAUACUGACAAUCCCUAUCUGGGAAAGGAAGAAGUUCAACAGAGAAGUAGUCAACCACUUGAAGAAGAGAGUUUGUCUGAGGCCAUUGUCAGUGUGGAAAACCAUUGCAAGAAACUGGAUGAAUUGUGUCGUCAGAUGAAGUGGAAACUUCCAAGAUAUCAAGUCUUUCCGUAUAAAGAUGGAUUUGCUGCCAAUGUUAUGGUUAAAGAAGGGUGCCAUAUGUGUCAAGGCAGUGUAUGCCCAAAUCCUUCCGAAGCAAGAGAGAACGCGGCUUCAUAUAUGAUGGCCAAAAUAGCCAAAUUGAGUGAGGCAAAAUUGCUAGCUACUUAGUUAUGCCCCACCCCAGAUUACUUACAGGGAGACUUGUAGCUUAACAUGAUGUAGUGCUCCUCUGUAGAAUGGUAUUUUCCACUAAUGUUCUGAGAUUUUAUGUAGGAAAGGCAUGCCUUGAUGGUAACUUGUUCCUUAUUCCAUUCAAGACAUGCUGUAAAUUAGCACUUCUACUUUGCAAACUACAACUCCUGUUUUUGUUUAACUAUCUAGGUGGACUUCAUCUAAA
Molecule: messenger RNA, 2469 nt
Organism: Cuscuta europaea
Lineage: Eukaryota; Viridiplantae; Streptophyta; Magnoliopsida; Solanales; Convolvulaceae
Source: the annotation of a GenBank genome assembly